CCGGGGUUGUUCGUGGAGAAAAAGGAGGAGCAGAAGGAGGAAGAGGAGGAGAAGGAGGCGGAGAGGAGGAGGAGGAAGGGCAGGAGGGAAUCCCGCCCACCCCGCGGAAGCUUUUCCUCUCCCGGCCCCAAGUUUGAUCGCAAGCGAGAGGGGAGAUUUUUGGGGACAUGACGACGCUGACGCGCCGGGGCCGCCGCGCCGAGGCCGGACAGGGCUCGGACAAGAAGCCGGACGGCGAGGACUCGGCGGCUGCGGACAGGGAGCUGGGCGAGGACGACAGCGACGGCUCCAAAGACAUGCGGCUGACGCUGAUGGAGGAGGUGCUGCUGCUGGGGCUGAAGGACAAGGAGGGCUACACGUCCUUCUGGAACGACUGCAUCUCCUCGGGCCUGCGCGGGGGGAUCCUCAUUGAGCUGGCCCUGCGCGGCCGCGUCUGCCUGGAGCCGCUGUCCCUGAGGAGGAAGAGGCUGCUGGAGAGGAAGGUGCUCUUGAAGUCAGACGCGCCCACCGGUGACGUCUUGCUGGACGAGACCCUGCGGCACAUCAAGGCCACGGAGCCGGCGGAGACGGUGCAGACCUGGAUCGAGCUGCUGACGGGAGAGACCUGGAACCCCUUCAAGCUGCAGUACCAGCUGCGCAACGUCCGCGAGCGCAUCGCCAAGGCGCUGGUGGAGAAGGGCAUCCUGACCACCGAGAAGCAGAACUUCCUGCUGUUCGACAUGACCACCCACCCCGUCAGCAACGCCACCGAGAAGCAGCGCCUGGUCAGGAGGCUCCAGGAGAGCGUCCUGGAGCGCUGGGUCAACGACCCGCGCCGCAUGGACCGGCGGACGCUGGCGCUGCUGGUGCUGGCCCACUCCUCCGACGUCCUGGAGAACAUUUUCGCCAGCUUGGCCGACGACAAGUACGACGUGGCCAUGAACAGGACCAAGGACCUUCUGGAUGCCGACCCCGAGGUGGAAGCCGCCAAAGCCAGCGGUGCUGAGAUGAUCUGGGCCGUCCUGGCGGCUUUUAAUAAGUCCUAAGAAAGCCGGUGAUCCCACAAAACAAAGAAUUUUGGGGAUGUUUGGGGAUGGAUUUCCCGCGGCUCAGCUCGGGGGGCCCAGCGGUGGCUGGUGGGGCGGGAAGCGAGCGGCAGAAAUGGGCCAAAUCGGGGCAGAAACGGGGCUGCGGAGCUGCCUGGUUGUGCCCAUGGGUCCCACUCGCGGGUCUUGGCUUUGAGCCGCUUGGGUGGCGCAGGUGACGUGUCCUGGGGCAGGGGACAGGUUUGGGGUGUCCAGUGACACUGCGGUUGUGUCACCUUCGAGGAGCAGCUCUGCAAAGCCCGUAGAGCCCUGUCCUGGGCCAUGUCCCCUCCCCGGGCACUGUCAUCCCGCCUGUGUCCCCAGGGCACUGUCACCCCAGCUGUGUCCCCAGGGCUCUGUCACCCCAGCUGUGUCCCCAGGGCUCUGUCACCCCGCCUGUGUCCCCAGGGCACUGUCACCCCAGCUGUGUCCCCAGGGCUCUGUCCCCCCAGCUGUGUCCCCAGGGCUCUGUCACUCCAGCUGUGUCCCCAGGGCUCUGUCACCCCAGCUGUGUCCCCAGGGCACUGUCACCCCAGCUGUGUCCCCAGGGCUCUGUCACCCCGGCUGUGUCCCCAGGGCACUGUCACCCCAGCUGUGUCCCCAGGGCUCUGUCACCCCGGCUGUGUCCCCAGGACUCUGUCACCCCGGCUGUGUCCCCAGGGCUCUGUCACCCCAGCUGUGUCCCCAGGGCUCUGUCCCCCCGGCUGUGUCCCCAGGGCUCUGUCCCCCCAGCUGUGUCCCCAGGACUCUGUCACCCCAGCUGUGUCCCCAGGGCUCUGUCACCCCAGCUGUGUCCCCAGGGCACUGUCACCCCAGCUGUGUCCCCAGGGCACUGUCCCCCCAGCUGUGUCCCCAGGACUCUGUCACCCCGGCUGUGUCCCCAGGGCUCUGUCACCCCAGCUGUGUCCCCAGGGCACUGUCACCCCGGCUGUGUCCCCAGGACUCUGUCACCCCGGCUGUGUCCCCAGGGCUCUGUCACCCCAGCUGUGUCCCCAGGGCUCUGUCACCCCAGCUGUGUCCCCAGGGCUCUGUCCCCCCCGGGCUGUGCCCUGUCACACACUCUCUAGUAAGAGGAAAAAUCUAACUGUGACUUUAUAUAUAUAUUUUUUAAUUAUUCCCCCACCGCUUAAAUCAUUUCGAUGUAUUUUUCUGUAUUUUAACGUAUUUCUCGGUAUUUAAACCUAUUUCUCUGUAUUUAAA
Columba livia (rock pigeon) is the source of this 2264-nucleotide messenger RNA. RefSeq names its product golgi phosphoprotein 3 like (gene GOLPH3L). Gene Ontology annotation, molecular function: phosphatidylinositol-4-phosphate binding. Gene Ontology annotation, biological process: Golgi organization; Golgi to plasma membrane protein transport; Golgi vesicle budding. Lineage: Eukaryota; Metazoa; Chordata; Aves; Columbiformes; Columbidae. The transcript is spliced from 5 exons. The record is from RefSeq and is a predicted model, not a curated record. Gene Ontology annotation, cellular component: Golgi cisterna; trans-Golgi network; cytosol. Bases 168 to 1025 code for a protein of 285 amino acids.